Hydra vulgaris (swiftwater hydra) is the source of this 1211-nucleotide messenger RNA. The record is from RefSeq and is a predicted model, not a curated record. NCBI's taxonomy places the organism in Eukaryota, Metazoa, Cnidaria, Hydrozoa, Anthoathecata, Hydridae.
AUAUGUAUGUAUUUUCAUUAAAGAUUAUUUCAACGCAGUACAGCCAGGAUUUAGAGUAUUCAUGACAUUUGGCACCAAUGACAUUUGUUAAUCCAUUGCAACAUAUUUGUAUUAAUAAUACUAAUUGCUCACAAUGUUUAUGUAAAGAUAUUCGAGGAAUGAAAAGUCCUAUGAUGGCGAGAUAUGUAAAUAGUAGUUGCGAGACAAACAACAACACGACAGAUCACAAUUAUAAUCACUACGAUACUAGGGACAUAGUAGAACAAGAUUAUUUUAGAUCGAUAGAAGACAACACAGAAAAACACCGCGGUUUCAUUCGAAAGCUUGCUAAUGACCAUAUACAUUAUAAACUGUUUGGUAAGGGAAUUAUAAACAUAUGCGAUGACGACAUUAAAAUGAAUCCUUUUGAAAAAAAACUCACAACGACGGCCGUUACGUUGCGCCGCGUCAGUAGUGAGUUGGAAGAUAUGCAUAUUGAUUUUUUUAAAAAUGUAUGUCACGCAAUAAACGAAGAAAACGUCGGUGAAGUUUUCAACGAAGUUUCGCAUAAGGUUUUGGCUGAUGACAAUUUAAAUUGGGGACGAGUUGUAAGUUUAAUAACGUUUGGUGGAAAGCUAGCUCAAUGUUUUUGGGCUAGACAGCCUAAUAAUGAAUUGAUUGAAGAGAUCGAGGACUGGUUAACCGAAAGUUUAUCAGAUAAAAAAGACUGGAUUAUUGAAAAAGGAGGCUGGGACAACUUUAAUCGCACAUUUACAAAACCAGUACAAAGCACAUGGUGGAAAACUAGCUUAUGGGUUGGGUUGAGCGCAUCUUUAGUGGCAGCAUUAGCUAUGAAAUUUCUGAGACGGUUAAGAGAGAUUACGGAAGAAUUUAUUAAACACUUUGUGUCUUGGGUACGCGUUGUCCGUGGCCCAGACAGUACACGACUCCGGGCCAGAACUCUGGCGAAUUAUCGCACGUUAUUGCGACUAUAUUUGUCACGGGCCAUUACUGGCGCGAUUCUGGCAAGCGACUCGAGCAAUUUUUUAUGUACGGUAAAUCAUCGUGGUGUUAAAGCUAAUGAUGUAGAUAUUUCACUAAACACAAUUAGAAGAGCACGAGCAUCGUCUGAAGAGGUUGAACGUUGGCUAAAAAGAUAUUUUCAGCUUUUCAGUGAUCGAAAUGGCGGCCGUAAAGCUCGGGAAGAACUUAAAAUUUCCUUCCAAAAAUAA